Messenger RNA from Chelmon rostratus (copperband butterflyfish), 2057 nucleotides. RefSeq names its product peptide deformylase, mitochondrial (gene pdf). Lineage: Eukaryota; Metazoa; Chordata; Actinopteri; Chaetodontiformes; Chaetodontidae. The transcript has 3 exons. Gene Ontology annotation, biological process: N-terminal protein amino acid modification; peptidyl-methionine modification. Bases 158 to 934 code for a protein of 258 amino acids. Gene Ontology annotation, molecular function: peptide deformylase activity. Gene Ontology annotation, cellular component: mitochondrion. The record is from RefSeq and is a predicted model, not a curated record.
CACGGAGCCAUGAAUGCCUCUUACCCUCAGCUUGUCACCCUCUAUCCUGAAUAUGUGGUCCUCUUCAGUUAGCAAGGAGGCGCGUACAUUACUGUAAGGUAAUUGAAGCACUGUGCAUCACUUCACUGGCGUGUGACAUCCCAGCUGCAGCUCCACCAUGAAUGCAAAACCAUGUGUGUCUCUGCUCCAACUCUCCAGAAUGGGGUUCAGACUUUGUGCAUCCAAAGCCCCUCGCUGCAGUGCUGGGGCCUUGAACUUAACUUCCCCUUACCUUCCACAUAUCUCACUCCAUUCGCCUGUACCCUGCAGUCAUCCUUACUCCACCAACGUCAAGGUGCGCUCCUAUCUUCAGUACAUGAAACACAUGAUCCUAUCCCGUCCCAGUCCUCCUUACUGUCACGUGUGCCAGGUCGGGGACCCGGUGCUGCGUUCACAUGCGUCUGCCGUUGACCCUGCAGCCAUAACAGGCCCUGAGAUCCAACAAGUCAUCAACACUAUGGUGAAAGUGAUGCGGAAAGUUGACUCUGUGGGACUGAGCGCGCCUCAGAUUGGGGUGCCACUUCGCAUCCUGGUCCUGGAAUAUACUGAAAGGAUGUUGGAAGAGAGUUCGCCUGAAUCGAGGAAGGCCCGUGGCCUUUCUGUCCAGCCUCUGAGGGUCUUUGUCAACCCCCAGCUGAGGAUCCUGGACGGACAGACUGUGCUCUUUCAGGAGGCCUGUGAGAGCAUCACAGGCUUCUCUGCGAGAGUUCCACGCUUCCUAUCAGUGGAAGUGUCUGGUCUGAAUGAGAAGGGAGAAGCUGUCUCGUGGCAGGCCAGUGGCUGGCCAGCUCGCAUCCUCCAGCACGAGAUGGACCACCUGGAUGGCGUCCUCUACAUCGACCGCAUGGACAGCAAGACCUUCAUCAACAUCAACUGGCAGGCAUACAAUGAAUAAAAGAUCCUCAGGACAGAUCACAAGCAUUCACAUCUGAAUCUGUAAAACUACAAUGAUUUGACUGAAGUUCUGCUCCACCGUAUCUCUGAUCAACCAACAUCGUGUUGCUGAAAGCCUUUCAUUUGCUGUUUGAGCACAUGACUGUAUCUUCCAUGUGAAAAGUCUUCUGGCUUGGUUUCGGGUUCUGGUAUAAUAUAAUAUCAGGAUUGUUGUUAACUGCUUCAACAGAAAAUCCAUUACUGCAGUGGAAGUGUAUCUGUGAUUGGCAAAAGCUGCAGAAACCCCAAAAGCUACGAUCUUUCAGUACAUCACUUUAAAGUCAAGGCUGAGAGAGGCAUGUUCUGCGCACCUCAGUUCUUUGUCUGUUGAAUAAAGAGGCUCAUUUGUUGGAUGAUAUGUGAUAAAAAUGAGUGAAUCGCAAGUGUGUGACCCUUGUCUGGCACCAUCAUGACCGAAAAAUAGCUGUACUAGUUGGCAAAUUAGGGGAAAUGUUUGUGGAGCAAAGAGCAGUAGCAAUUUAUCCAAAUUACUUCUGCUCAACUCUUGUAAAGACAUUUAAAUGUAAAACAUCUUUCAGAAUUCUCAAAACUUAGCAGACACUAUUUGGUAAAAAUUGGUAAUGCUACAGGUUUUACAUGAGAACGGAUGGAUCUUUGUGGACUCUUUCACGUGCAACCAGACUUCAUCUCAAUGCAUGUCGGUCUCCAUGACUUUCACAGGUCCAUGACCAGUUUUUGUUUGUGUUAUUAAUCAUACUAAUUUUGUAUUCAAUUUUUCCUUGCAGCUUCAUCAGCAAAAUAUUUUCUCUAACACUAAAUGUAUUAUACUAAAUUAAGUUUAGUGGAUAGGUUGACGUUGGGCCAAAUAGCAAUUGAUUAGAUUUGGAUUUGAUCCAUCCAAUGAAAGCACAUACACACCACCAAAUUCUGGUGGUUUCCAAGUUUAUAGAUAUCAAUAUUUUAUUAAAAAUGUGACCUUAUGUGCUCAUAAAAACAGCUUCAAUCCACUACUGUUCUGUCACACACAUUAAAAAGGCAUUUCUUUUCUGAAACGUAAAGUUUUGACACAUAGAUCAUCAUAUAAAUACAUUAAAUUGCCACUGCCCACCCGUUGUGUUUUAAAG